UACCCAUUCUAGGUAAAGACCAAAGUUAGUUAAGAGUUUCUUAGUAUAACGUACAUCGUUAUGUCACAAAGUAACAACACUUCGUGUGUGCAAACAAACAAAACGUGGGAGCUUACCCCGUAUGAACUACAACGUACCCCACAGGAGGUAAUAACAGACAACACAGAAAUUGCUGUUUCACCAAGAAGUUUACACAGUGAAUUGAUGUGUCCAAUAUGUCUGGACAUGCUGAGAAACACAAUGACCACCAAGGAAUGCCUCCAUAGAUUUUGUUCCGAGUGCAUAACAACUGCUUUACGGAGUGGAAACAAGGAGUGUCCAACAUGUCGUAAAAAGUUGGUGUCGAGAAGAUCCCUUCGUCCCGAUCCAAACUUUGAUGCUCUCAUUGCAAAAAUAUACCCAUCGCGAGAUGAGUAUGAAGCACACCAAGCUAAAGUCCUCCAGAAUAUAACCCGCCAUCAUAAUCAAGCUGCCUUAACUGCCAGUAUAGAAGAAGGUCUAAAAUCUCAAGCCGCUAGUAGGUUGCAGAAAGUGAAAAAGCAAGACAUCAGUACACCAACCACAACACAACCUACAACAGGGGCUUCUAAUGGCGAUACUAAUAGUGGUUUAAGCAGAGAGAAGGAGAAUACUGAUUCCUCUUCACAAACACAUUCAUCUGUGAGGACAUCUGAAGAAAGAGAAUCCGAUGUUUCUAAUUCACCACCUGUCAAUAAAAAACGAAAAAUUUCUGAAACAACAGAAGAAACUACCGUCACAACCACUAGUGGUGCUCCGUCUCCUGUUCCUGAAACAAGCUCAAAUUCAGCUUCAGUUGAAAAGCAAUCUGUUAAAAAAGAAGCGCCACAAGCUGCCCUGUCUGUUGAGCUUGAGUUACAUCCACAUCCGGAUCAAACCGGUUCCAAAGUUGAACAAACUGUCAGGUUUAUUAAAACUUCUGUACAUGCAACUGUACAUCAUGUUGCUCAAUACAUUGCGCUGCGAAACACUGUUGAAAAACAAACGACCAAAGGAACUGUGGUUCCUACCGCGUUGGAUGUCUAUCCUGAAUAUACUAUUUUCGUCAAAGAAAAUGAACUGUAUAAGGAUUUGGAGUUAACAGAGACACUUGAAACGGUGCAAGAAAAAUAUUGGAAUCCUGAUAACAGACCGCUGGUUUAUUAUCUUAAGAAAUCUUGAAAGAAAAUUUUAAUUUGUUCAUGCAGUUGUUGAUUAUUCUUCAGUGGUAGGCAAGACGUGAAAACUCUUGCAUUUGCAAAUAUGUGGAUCAAUAAAAACAAAGGAGGCAGGACCAUAAACAAAUAAAAUAACUAAAUAACCAGAAGAAUAUUUUGCUGGUGUUUAUUCGCAUUCA
Messenger RNA from Ciona intestinalis (vase tunicate), 1354 nucleotides. Its product is annotated as E3 ubiquitin-protein ligase RING2. Gene Ontology annotation, molecular function: chromatin binding; ubiquitin protein ligase activity. The record is from RefSeq and is a predicted model, not a curated record. Gene Ontology annotation, cellular component: PcG protein complex; ubiquitin ligase complex. Lineage: Eukaryota; Metazoa; Chordata; Ascidiacea; Phlebobranchia; Cionidae.